AUGGCUUCUUCGUCGCCGCAACCUACGAGAAUCACUUCGCCAGUGAACAGAUCAUUUGCCACCUCUCCUGAGCAAAUAGAAGACACAAAGAGAUCUGUUCGAGAUCGUAGGCUCGAUACUGCCUCCAACUUGGAAGAGAAUGACACAGAAAUUGCACGCCUUGCCCAGGAUUGCAAACUGCCUACCGCUGUCACUGCCUCGCUUACCUCGUGGACAAAAGGAGCCAAUUCACUUGCUGUCAUACUGGCUCUUCUCGCUGGUGUCCAAGUAACGCUCAUCCAGGUUGUCGUUCAAGCCGGCGAGCUGCCUCAAAAUGCUACCACAAGAGCACUCAAAUGGUUCAUGUACGCCGGCGUCUUCGUUGACCUUGGAGGAGCAGCUUCAGCCGUCGCCAUUGUCAAUAUAGUGGCGACCGCGUCUAUCACCGCACGGAGUUUGGCAAUCACAGACGGGGAUUCACUACCCCGACACGUCCUCAUGGGUGGAUCUAUCGACGACCGCAAUAUAAAUCUUUUGAAAGAAGACAAUGAGACGGCACUUUUGCGAGCCUUUGGGCUCUCAAGCAAAUUCGAAUGGAUCGGUUUCCAUAUGCUCCUUUCCUUCCUAAUCGGAAGCCUCUUUAUUGUUAUCUCUCUGUGCAUAUGGAUCUAUAUAACGGAAUCAAGGGCACUGACUAGUCCCGGAUAUAAUAAAUCAUUCUAUCGUUCUUUCGCUAACAUGCAUUUGCCUUCGUAUCAGACUGCAAUGAAAUCUACAAAGUGGCCGGAACGCACCUUCGACCCAACCGUCUCUCACUGGUACGUUCGAGCCCUCACAACCUCUGCACUUCGAUUUCUGAUCUUGUAUGGUUCUAUAACAGACCCAAUGAGUGUGAAUUCGCCUUCUGAAACGUCCAACACAGCGGAGCCGAUGGCAAGCCCCGGUAAUCUCUUCAACAGAGUACGCAAGCGCGUUUACUCUAUCACAAGACCAGUCACUGGACGCGUCCAAGAGGCCCAAAACUUCGGUUUGUCGAUAGCGCGACCCCAAACUCCUUUGAAGACUCCGACCAGCCAGGACCAUGUGUGGUCGCCGAUGAUCGAGACGCCCGAGAUGCGCAACAUGCACAACAUAUUCUACGAAUACGCUGUCAAGCGACUGAUGACAGCGGAAAUGAAGGUCGCACGCAUGGGUCUCCUGGAGAAGCUGCGUUUCGUCCUUUGCAACGAGAAGAGACGCGACAAGCUACCAUCUUGGAGCACCAUGGUAACCAAUGGAAGUUGCAAAAUUUCCAGCACCUUCCCCCUUUGUCCUUUGCCCGCAGCUAGAGCGAGCUUUGUCGAUGCCAUGUCAUCUGAGCUGACUCUUCACCUCUCCCGCACAAUCUCGUGUAUUACGUGGUUCGAAUGUCCCACAGAACUGUUCAGCCUGGUCGUGACAACGACCAAGGAGAUCGCAUCCUCGCCUUUUCUGGAUUACCUCUGCCGGCGGGGUCCCUCGCAAUUGAUGAGCAAUGAAUGCCCACUUACUACUGUUGCUACGUGGAUUAUUGCGACCUCUCCACCCUGGAUGAGGAUCCUGAUCACCUCUACGAACGGGAUCGACCGAGCGUCGAGGAGGAGCCAGCUUCGUCGCGAGCUCCAAAUCGUUUUGAACUUGAACGAUUCGGACCUUGUUGCACCAGCUUUCGCCCAUGGGCUUGAGCGAGUCGCUACCAUCCGUCGGAGAUUGAUGGCAAGGCUGGACGAUAUCAUCCAGCGGAAAGUGGCCCUAAAGAGGUGGCCCUUCGCUCCGAUAUCCUCAAUCAAGGAGCACCGACUCGAAAGACAAGCGGGCAAGAAGGCCAUCCAACUGCGCAGACUUUUGGGCAUUCAAGCUGUCGUUACUGCCGGAUACGAGUAUAAAGAAUUGGGUGAUCAUGAUAUUGCAUGA
Messenger RNA from Serendipita indica DSM 11827, 1911 nucleotides. The record is from the annotation of a GenBank genome assembly. NCBI's taxonomy places the organism in Eukaryota, Fungi, Basidiomycota, Agaricomycetes, Sebacinales, Serendipitaceae.